GAAAAAUACUGCAAGCGUUUCUAACCGACACUUAAAAAGACUAGCUACACAAAAAUCCAACAUUAUUUGUGAAGUUAUAUUAAAUACGACUGUAGCAGUAUCAUGUAGCAGCAUUCAUUAUAAAUGCACAGAACAGUUGGAAAAUACUCCUACAGUUAAUUCAGAUGCUAUAAUGGAUAUCAAUUAUAAAUGCACAAAACAUUUGGGAGAUAUUUCUACAGUUAAUUCAGAUGUAAUAAAUAUUGAAGUUGAGAGUGCUGAAAAUUAUAUUGUUCACGAAGAGGAUAAGGAAAAUAAUGAUAUCUUGAACGCACAACAAUCUUCUGUUAACGAUUCCUAUGAUGAAUCAGAAGCUUAUUUAGCAUCCGACAAUAUUAAUAUAAAAAAUGAAAAUUUAAAAAUUGAUCUUGCUAUUUGGGCUGUACAACACCAAAUUUCACAUACAGCUCUAAGAGCACUGCUUCAUAGACUGAGAAAUCAUUCGUGUUUUUCAUCUUUAUCUUUGGAUCCACGUUCACUUUUACAAACUCCAAGAAAAAACGAAAUGCGUGUAGUACUGCCAGGAACGUACUAUCAUUUUGGAUUGCAAAAAUCUGUAUUAAAUUUAUUAACUUCUAUAAAGAGCAAUAUUGACAGUGUAAAAAUUGCUAUUAAUAUCGAUGGAUUACCACUUUCACGAUCAUCGCAACAACAAUGUUGGCCCAUACUUGGUUCAAUUCUUCCAUAUAAUAAUGUAUUCACAAUCGGAAUUUAUCAUGGAACGGAAAAACCAGCAGAUGUUAAUGACUUUUUAAAAAUUUUUGGACGAGGCUAUAGAAAUGGGCGAAAAUGGAAUUUAUGUCAAUGGACGUAA
Nylanderia fulva is the source of this 853-nucleotide messenger RNA. NCBI's taxonomy places the organism in Eukaryota, Metazoa, Arthropoda, Insecta, Hymenoptera, Formicidae. The record is from RefSeq and is a predicted model, not a curated record.